Molecule: messenger RNA, 2070 nt
Organism: Lentinula edodes (shiitake mushroom)
Lineage: Eukaryota; Fungi; Basidiomycota; Agaricomycetes; Agaricales; Omphalotaceae
Product: asparagine synthase-domain-containing protein
Exons: 10
Coding region: 66-1853 (595 amino acids)
Cellular component (GO): cytosol
Molecular function (GO): asparagine synthase (glutamine-hydrolyzing) activity
Source: RefSeq, a predicted model, not a curated record
AUUUUUCCGUCUGUAUCGAGUCAGAGAUCGACACACUCUUCAAUCCAAACUUUCACUCGUCUAGUAUGUGUGGAAUAUUUGCGAUACAUGGCGUCGACCAGCCUGCUAACCACAGAACACAUGCAAUUGCUUGUUCCAAGAAGCUUCGCCAUCGCGGUCCGGACUGGUCAGGCUGCUACGUUGGUAAAGAAGCUAUCCUUGUCCAUGAACGGCUUGCCAUCGUCGGUGUUGAUACGGGAGCACAACCUCUUCUCAGUGAAGAUGGAAAGGUUAUCUUGGCCGUAAACGGCGAAAUUUAUAACCACCUUGCUCUGCGUCAAAGUCUUGAAUGUGAUGUAAAGUUCAAAACUCAUUCGGACUGUGAACCAAUUCUUGCUCUCUACAAGAAGCACGAUAAAGAUCUGUGUUCUCUACUUGAUGGAAUGUUCUCCUUCGUAUUGUUAGAUGAAUCGGUGGCGCCUUCACGGAUAAUCGCCGCUCGGGACCCCAUCGGUAUCACGACUCUGUAUCAAGGAUGGAGUUCAAAGAGGCCCGGGACCGUAUACUUUGCUUCAGAACUCAAAGCACUUGUUAAUGAUUGUGACAAAAUCAUCUCAUUUCCCCCAGGACAUGUUUAUGACAGUCAAGAUCAAUCGACGACUCGCUACUACACGCCCUCGUGGUGGAACGGUGACCUCGAUGGAGAUGCUGCUAACAUUCCGACAACGAAAGCUGACCUCGAGCUCAUCCGAACUACGUUGGAGGACGCAGUACGAAAGCGUUUAAUGUCCGAAGUACCUUAUGGUGUUCUCCUCAGUGGAGGCCUAGAUAGUAGUCUGAUUGCAUCUAUCGCCGCAAGAGAAACGGAAAAAGUGGCCCAAGCGCAGUACGAGCUUAGACAAAAAAAGCUCAAAGAACUUUCGAGCGGUCCCUCCACACCAACACUCGCUUCAGAGCUCACAACCCUCGUUGCAUGGCCUCAGCUUCACUCCUUCUCUAUUGGUCUCGAAAACUCCCCAGAUCUGAUCGCUGCUCGGAAAGCCGCACAUUUCCUCGGAACUGUGCACCACGAGUAUGUCUUCACGGUUCAAGAGGGUAUAGAUGCUAUACCAGAAGUGAUCUAUCACCUUGAAACCUUCGAUGUGACCACCGUCCGGGCAAGCACACCGAUGUAUUUGCUCAGUCGCAAGAUCAAGGCAAUGGGCGUCAAAAUGGUCCUCAGUGGCGAAGGCAGCGAUGAGAUCCUAGGCGGUUAUCUCUACUUCCACGCUGCACCGGAUGCAAAAUCAUUCCAUCAAGAAUGCGUUAAGCGGGUCAAGAACCUCCAUACCGCCGACUGCCUGCGAGCUAACAAAUCAACGAUGGCGUGGGGACUCGAAGCUCGAGUACCUUUCCUCGACAAACAAUUCUUGGAAGUCGCGAUGAAUGUGGAUCCGAAGGAAAAGAUGUUUUCUAAGGGAAGCUCUCAGGAGGUGGACGAAGAUGGCCGUCCCAAAAUGGAAAAGUACAUUCUCCGGAAAGCAUUUGACUGUUCGCCAGACGGAAAGCCUUAUCUUCCCCGUUCUAUACUCUGGAGACAGAAAGAGCAGUUUUCGGAUGGUGUCGGUUACUCCUGGAUCGACGGUAUCAAAGACAACGCCGCUACCGUCGUCUCAGACGAAGCUUUCGCUGAUCGUGCUUCAAGAUGGCCAGACGAUACCCCAGACACGAAAGAGGCGUAUUACAUUAGAGACAUCUUCGACGGCCUAUUCCCUAGCGAGGCCGCAGCAAGUACGGCCAUCAGGUGGAUUCCAAGAGGUGACUGGGGAUGCGCAUCAGAUCCGUCUGGACGCAGUGUCAGUAUCCACAGUGCCGCCUAUGAGAGUAAGGACUAGGGAGUCGGUAUAGCAGUUGAUGUACUUUAUAGAGAUCUCGAGAAUUGACGCUAAGUACCUCUGGUGCUAAAUGAUGCUUUGACCAGAACCACCAUUACCUCCCAUGGCUCCACAUGCAUUGACCUUUUAAGGAAGAUCAUUCAGAUGAAGAUGGGUAGCUAGAAGGAACAGGAGACAACGGCCGUCCGACUCCCUUCGGAAAUCUGAUUAUCUUCAA